AUGAUGAACGACAUCAUAGAGGAACCAGAGAAGGACACCUUGCUGGAAGCGUAGCUGGAGCCUCAAGUUUUUUCGGGGCCCAGUAAUGGCACAAGACCUAAGACCGCCGAUGGAGGGAUCAGGCCUGUGGAGAAAAGAGGACCUUACAUCAUGUCCAGAGCUCCAGCAAUCCACCUCAAACUAAAGAAGCAUCAGGAACUGUUAAAAGAAGCCCUUAAACAGAAAGCCCAGAGGACGGUGAAGUAUAACAAGGGCUACGCCGCUUUGAGUCAGCACGCUGAGGACACUUUGGUUGCACUGGACUCAGACAAUGAUGAAGAGAUAGACUUUGAGCAGUAUUCCUCAAGAUAUUCUUCAGCUGAGGUCCAUCCUGAUUUAAGCAGGCAGCUGCUUCAGGAUGGCUACCGUCUGAAUGAGAUCCCCGAUGACGAGGACCUGGACCUGAUUCCGCCCAAAGCCAUGGGCUCCUCUGUGUGCUGCUGCCCCGAGGGCCCAUCCUGCUCCAUGCAGUGAUGCCGGUGCUGUGA
Molecule: messenger RNA, 527 nt
Organism: Sander lucioperca (pikeperch)
Lineage: Eukaryota; Metazoa; Chordata; Actinopteri; Perciformes; Percidae
Product: protein FAM219B-like
Exons: 1
Source: RefSeq, a predicted model, not a curated record